AUGAGGGGCGCGCUGGCGGUCAAGCGGUUGCCGGGCGUGACGGCCUUGUCUGGCAGACGACGCCGUCUUUCCCUCUCCGUCGCUGAGUCGCUUCCGAUUUCGCCGUCAUUUCACUGGUUCGCUCAUAAGCAGGCGCUGGAGGAGAUACACCGCGUGCUGAAGUGGAGGGGGAAGCUGGGCAUGAUCUGGAACGGACAACCAACAGGAAAAUGGACAGCAGCGACUCGGUGGGAACAACAACGCAAAGAGUUGAUCCUCAAGCUCGAUCCCGCCGGGCCGCCGCGCUUUCGCGACGACAAAUGGUGGCACGUCUUGGAGCGCCAGUCCCGCGCGGCGAAGCCAAUCUUCUCGACGCCCAUGGGCGAGAAAAAAAAGGGCACUUCCAGGAAUGGCUGA
Messenger RNA from Hirsutella rhossiliensis, 396 nucleotides. RefSeq lists its product as uncharacterized. The transcript is spliced from 4 exons. The record is from RefSeq and is a predicted model, not a curated record. Lineage: Eukaryota; Fungi; Ascomycota; Sordariomycetes; Hypocreales; Ophiocordycipitaceae. The coding region runs from base 1 to 396 and encodes 131 amino acids.